Molecule: messenger RNA, 2268 nt
Organism: Dermatophagoides pteronyssinus (European house dust mite)
Lineage: Eukaryota; Metazoa; Arthropoda; Arachnida; Sarcoptiformes; Pyroglyphidae
Product: putative ferric-chelate reductase 1 homolog
Cellular component (GO): membrane
Source: RefSeq, a predicted model, not a curated record
ACAGUACCGUUAUUGUCGUACGAAUAUGUUCGAUAAUUGGAUUCACAGGUGAAUUCACACAAACAAACACAAAUAGCCAUUCGGUUUUUUAGAUAUAGAUUUGUGAACAAAAAAAAUGUCUGUAAAAAUUGUUCUUCAAUUGUUUAGAUUUCAUCUAUUACGUCAUAGAUUGAUGUAUCAUUAUUCAUCAUCACAUUCCAGAAUGUUCAUCUCAUAUUUAUUGUUGUUGAUUUAUAUGAUGAUGACCACUGUGACCAUUAUUGAUGCAUAUAGUAAUGGAGCACCGAAUGGUGAAGCAUGUCGUACAUUAUAUCCUGGUCAUGGUGUUGAUAAACAAUAUGGCCGUUCAUCUUAUCGAAUAAAUGCAUCAAAUCGAUUCAACGAUUCAAAAAUAGUGGUAACAUUAUAUUCACCAUCUGAUACAUUUCUUGGAUUCAUUAUGCAAGCUAGAUUACAUAGUGAUAGAGAAAUGUUAGUAAAUGGACAAUUCUCUUCAAAUGAACAUGCACAAGCAUUGGAUUGUCUGGGUGGUUAUCAGAAUACUUUAACGCACACAAAUUCAUUUCCAAAAUAUAAAAUUGAAACUGUAUGGACCCCACCGAAAAAUUUCAUCAGUGAUAUUGUAUUUCGUGUGACUGUUGUACAAUCAAAAAAUGUCUUCUGGACAGCUAUCGAUUCGGAUAUGAUUGAAUUAUCACCAAAUCCAUUAGGCGUUCAAUAUAAUCCGAAUAGUUUGAAUGCAUUCAACAUUCCCAAUGAUUCACCACAAAUUCCAAGUGGAUUUGUUGUGAAUAAAGAUAGCGAUCAUCAUCAUCGCCGUUCACCUUAUCAUGUAGCUCUAUCAUCAUCAGCCAUUACACCACCAUCACCAUUUCUAACUGUAUCACAUCAACCUUUAGUUCAGAAUUCACCAAAACAUGAUCCAAGCCAUAGUACACAUGAUCUUAUCUAUUAUCUUGAUUAUAAUGUAUGCAGCCGAAAACUUUGUUUUGGUUUGCCACAUGGCUGUCUUCGCCGACGUAAUUGUAUUAUUUUAAUGACUGCCGGCUUUGUCUUAUACACAGAUUCUGUAGUGGAAUUUGAAAUAAUCGCAGAUCAUAAAUCGGCAAUGACCAGUAAACGAGCAGUAACAUUCGGAUCAACAUCACCCAUCAUGUCUACCUCUGCCUAUUAUUCGAUGGCAUUAUCACAUGAUAAAAUAAUGGGCAAUGAUAGUGUUACCGAUUGUAUUCUGAGCAAUGGUCGACCACAAAUACUGAACAGUAUUAAUGUAGGAAAAUCAAAUGAAGAAUUGUCUGAAAGUGAAUUUCAUGGUGUAACCGUUAUGAAUGCUACAUAUAAUAAUGGUAUUCUUUUUUGUAAAUGGCGUAAACGGCGUCGUUUUACUUUACGUGGUACUCGCUAUGAUCUUCGAGAUGAUAAAUAUCAUAUUAUGCUGGCUUUUGGCCGUCUAUCUCCCUUCAGCAAUUUUCACCGUAAAGAACCACAUUUCGAUAAGAUUGUUUCCGAUUCGAUGGUCGAUUUUCGAAUGACAGGUUCAAUAUCAGCAUAUUCAAAAAUGUUUUUGAUCAAAUUUCAUGCAUUCUUUAUGAUUGUUGCUUGGGUUGGUUUUGCCAGUAUCGGUAUUAUUACAGCACGUUAUCUAAAACCUUUAUGGCUUUCGCAUUCAUUGUUUGGUGUUCGUAUUUGGUUUGCGAUUCAUCGUUCUAGUAUGUUGGCUGCAUUAAUAUUCGUCUGCAUCGGAGCUAUUUGCAUUUUCCUUCACGUUGAUGGUUUUACUAUUGGAUUUCAUCAAAUACUUGGAAUGAUUGCCAUUUUAUGUGCUGUCCUAAAUCCAAUUGGCGCUGUAUUUCGGCCUGAAUGUGAAUCAAGUAAACGAUGGAUAUUUAAUUGGAUACAUUGGUUAAUCGGAAAUAUUGGCUAUGUUUGCGCUAUCGGUGCCCUUUUUAUGGCAUUUCAAUUGAAUUCUAUACAUUUAUCUACCCCAUACUUAUGGUCAAUAGCUUUCUAUUUAUUCUUCAAUCUAACAGUACAUUCAUUAUUACAAUUGUAUUUUUGCAAUUGUCAUCAUACCAAAGAAUCAAGCGACAUAUCUGAUGGAUCAUUACCAUCAACAUCAAAUACUAAUCAACGAAUAGAUAGCCUUGCGGAUACAUCGUUUUUACGAUAUUUUUUUAUCUUAUACAUUUCCGUUAUAUUAAUCUUUGUGAUCACAAUCAUCUCAAUCAUAUUAAUCAAUUAACUCUUAAAGUGCCAUGUCACUCAUGU